Messenger RNA from Bacillus rossius redtenbacheri, 1839 nucleotides. RefSeq names its product chymotrypsin-like. The transcript is spliced from 7 exons. Gene Ontology annotation, biological process: proteolysis. NCBI's taxonomy places the organism in Eukaryota, Metazoa, Arthropoda, Insecta, Phasmatodea, Bacillidae. Gene Ontology annotation, molecular function: serine-type endopeptidase activity. The record is from RefSeq and is a predicted model, not a curated record. The coding region runs from base 189 to 1043 and encodes 284 amino acids.
GAGUUUCCCAAUCUGCCAAUCACUCUAAUCUGCUUCGACCAGGGCGCGCCGCAUGCAACAAGCGAGGCUUGCAGAACCCCGCACUCAUCGCGACACACGGCGAUAACAGCCACUCGACGCACGCCUGACUGACCACGGGCGGGCCUAUAAGAAGACAGGCCGCACCUCGGAGCCAGUAUCAGGCCGCCAUGAAGCUGCUCGUGUUGCUGGCGGUGGUAGCGGCGGUGCAGGCCAAGGCUGUUAACAACUUGGCUGACCUUGAAUUCGUCAACAAGUAUGUCACUCCAAUCUCCUCGAUAAGCUCUUAUCAAGACGCCAGCCCGCGCAUCGUGGCCGGCUCACCCGUAGCUCAGGGGCAGAUCCCGUGGCAGGCGCUCCUCGUCAUGGACUCGGCGGGGCUGUGCAGCGGGGUGCUGGUGUCCAGCGAGUGGGUGCUGUCCGCGGCGCACUGCCUCAAGAGCUACACGUCCUUCGAGAUCGUGCUGGGCGGCACCAGCCGGGCCUCGACCCAGGACAACACGGUGACGGAGUACGCGCGCCAGGUGUUCAUCCACGCCAACUACGACGCCAAGACCAUCGCCAACGACAUCGGCCUGCUGCGGCUCGCCUCGCUCGUCACCUACAACGCCUUCAUCAGCGCCGCGAGGCUGCCGUCUCUCUCGCAGAUCUCCGCCUCCUUCGAGGGGUCCUCCGCCCUCGUCAGCGGCUACGGCCGGACCUCCAGCUCCAGCCAAGCUGCGUCCAACGAGCUGCUCCAGACUGACGUCACAGUCAUCAGGAAUGACGUCUGCGCCGAGACGUUCGGCUCCUUGAUCGAGACCUCCAACAUCUGCACCGUCGGCGCGAGCGGCAAGAGUCCUUGCGAGCACGGAGACAGCGGCGGCCCGCUCGUGUUCGCCGAGGAGGACCGCAAGUACACGCUCAUCGGCCUCGUGUCCUUCGGCGUGCAGAACUGCCCCGCCAACACCCCCGCCGCCUACGUGCGCGUCACCAGCUACCUGCCCUGGAUCUCCCAGAACACGGGCAUCGUGCUGCGGCCCUAGGCCCGGCCACCUCCCUUCCUUGCUGCGGUCCUAGCCUCUAGACACAUUCCUUCCUUGCUGCGGUCCUAGGACUGACCACCUCUAGACACCUUCCUUCCUUCCUUGCUGCGGCCCUAGCCUCUAGACACCUUCCUUCCUUGCUGCGGUCCUAGGACUGACCACCUAUAGACCCAUUCCUUCCUUCCUUGCUGCGGCCCUAGCCUCUAGACACCUUCCUUCCUUGCUGCGGCCCUAGCCUCUAGACACAUUCCUUCCUUGCUGCGGUCCUAGGACUGACCACCUCUAGACACCUUCCUUCCUUGCUGCGGCCCUAGCCUCUAGACACAUUCCUUCCUUGCUGCGGUCCUAGGACUGACCACCUCUAGACCCAUUCCUUCCUUGCUGCGGCCCUAGGACUGACCACCUCCCUUCCUUGCUGCGGCCCUAGCCUCUAGACACCUUCCUUCCUUGCUGCGGUCCUAGGACUGACCACCUCUAGACCCAUUCCUUCCUUGCUGCGGCCAUAGGACUGACCACCUCCCUUCCUUGCUGCGGCCCUAGCCUCUAGACACCUUCCUUCCUUGCUGCGGUCCUAGGACUGACCACCUCUAGACCCAUUCCUUCCUUGCUGCAGCCUUAGGACUGACCACCUCUAGACACAUUCCUUCAUUUCUGCAGUCCUAGGACUGACCACUCCUAGACACAUUGCUUCCUUGCUGCGGUCCUGUUGAUUUCAUUGGGGCUGCAAGUAGCCGCAUCGGGUACAACUAUAUGUAUAUCUUGUAUAUUUACCAAUAAAAGCAUACCAAUCCAUGAA